UCACUGCGAGGGGCGCCCGGCCACAUCAGGGCCCUGCUCAAACCCGCGCCCCCGCCCUGUUCAAGCUGGGCCUGGAGUUACGGCUGGGUGCGCAGGGCCCCGUCACCCCGGCCUCGGGGCACCUUCUGGAGACUCGCACUCUCGUCUCCUGGCCCCGUGAAGUGCGGAGAAAUCAAGUAGUUGGGCCAGAGUCUGGCUGAAUGCAGCUCUCCUAAGACCACAUACGGUGCCUUAACCUCAAGGCUGCUCUUCAGCUUAGGCUAGAGUUGCGAAGAUGUACAAUUUUUUCUCUUCAAAUCUGGUCUAAAAAUAGAAGUUGUGGUGAUGGGUUUGUCUGCUUCAUCUCCAUCCAUUGCCCUUCACUCACCAAAUAUAUCUGUAAACCCUCAGACAGCAUCUGCACCUUCAGAAUGUCCAAUGCAUCAGGAAAAAAUGGAAGGUUGUCCAAUGCACAUGAAAUUUCCUGACCAAGGUGCUGAGAACCAAAAUAAUACUGUUCCUGCACAUCAAGAUAAAGCAUAUGAAUAUGUGGCGUGUCCUAUGAAAUCUAGUACAUCUCUAAUAAAGGAUGACAUAGAUCCUAGAAAUAUGAUGCCACCACCUAAUCAAAUGCCAUCCCAGGAUCAGCCAUUUCCACUAUCAACUGUCAGAGAAGAAUCUUCCAUUCCUAGAGCACAGUCAGAACAAAAAUGGGUUUAUCCUUCUGAGCAAAUGUUUUGGAAUGCUAUGCUGAGGAAGGGAUGGAGGUGGAAAGAUGAUGACAUAAACCCCAACGAUAUGAGUAAUAUUAUUAAGAUUCAUAAUCAGAACAAUGAGCAGGCUUGGAAAGAGAUUUUAAAGUGGGAAGCUCUUCAUGCUAUAGAAUGCCCAUGUGGACCAUCAUUGAUGCGGUUUGGAGGUAAAGCUAAGGAAUAUUCACCCAGAGCUAGAAUACGAUCUUGGAUGGGAUAUGAACUUCCUUUUGACAGACAUGAUUGGAUUGUUGAUCGUUGUGGAAAAGAAGUCAGAUAUGUUAUUGAUUAUUAUGAUGGUGGGGAAGUAGAUAAGAAUUAUCAGUUCACCAUCUUGGAUGUCCGUCCUGCAUUUGAUUCUUUCUCUGCUGUGUGGGACAGAAUGAAAGUAGCUUGGUGGCGUUGGACUUCAUAAUUGUACUGAAACUGUUUUUUCUCAAAUUGAAGAUGAGCUGCCAUUGGAACUUUAAAUAAAGAUAAUAAUGCGUUUAUCUUCAUUAACCAACAUUGUCCUUUUCUCUGGGGGGAUAACACUAUGCUUUGUAGGUUUUGUAUGAACAAAUACUUCAUACCAUCUUUAAAAGUCAGGUACAUGCUUUUCGCUAUUAGGUUUAUUUCCAUGUUCAAGUUUCCUCAUAGCUGAAAAAUUGGUGUUCUUUACAGUUAUUUAAGACUAACCUGCACAAAAUUAGUGAUUCUCACAAAGUGCCAGUCAUGAUGGGGCCUGAUCCUGAUUGAUACUAUUGCAAUAUAGAGUUCUGUAAGUGUUUAUACUUGGUCAUUAAAAGUGGUACACGUAUACAGUGACAGGUGUUGUGUAAAAUCUAGAUAGAUAAUUUAUUGUUGCAAACAAGUAAUGUAUUUAGUUACACACAGGUAUUUUACUCAUCCACAUCUAAAUCUGCUGAGAUGAUUUCAGUUGUCUGUUUAAUUACAAAACUAUGGCCUGUGAAUAUUUUAAAGUUAUGUUAACUGAAACUAAUGUAGGAAGAUGAGUGUCAUUAUUUGCAACAUCCUGAGGUUAGGUGGUUGUCUCAGACUUUUUUAAGGAAAAGCAAUUAAUAAUUUGAAGAAGUGUGAUGGUUACUUCUAAAAAUGCUACUUCUGUAUUAUAAAAAGCAGGAAAUAAAAUGGAAUUUCAGAGUGGUUAAGUUUCAAUUUUUUAAGUUCUGAAAAAUGCAGGGUUUGAGUUAAUUGAAUAUAUACUUAACACCUACUGAAAGCAAUGUUUUUUUUUUAUAUGGAAACUCUGCAAAGCAGAAUUAAGUCUAUUGUAUGAAAUCUUAAUUUUUGGGGUGAGAAACUGUCUCUCCUAAGAAAAAGAUAAUUGGACUGUGUUCAAUUUUUACAUAUUUUGGGGAAUAUAUCAUUACAUUCAAAUUUUUUAGUCCGUGUUUUGCAGAUUUGGUAUAUAGUAACUUACUGUAUGCUGAAAUGUGUUAUGUAAAAAGUAUAAAUGUAGAGUAUCAAAAAUAUUAAAGUAUGAACUUGAUUUGACUAUUGAAAAAUAGCUUUUUCUUGCUAUUAUAAUAUAGAUAUUUAAAGUUACUUAUUGUGCCUGGUAGUCCUGUGUGCUUCCACUGGCUGUGUAUGAAUUAAACUUCAUUCUUUGCAAUGCUUGAAUAUUACUUAAGAAAUGUAAUAUUUUGUCAUUUGAUUCUCUUUUGUAAUAAAGUGAACUUUUUUUUUAAA
Molecule: messenger RNA, 2423 nt
Organism: Pelodiscus sinensis (Chinese soft-shelled turtle)
Lineage: Eukaryota; Metazoa; Chordata; Testudines; Trionychidae
Gene: HCCS
Product: holocytochrome c synthase
Biological process (GO): cytochrome c-heme linkage
Cellular component (GO): mitochondrion
Molecular function (GO): holocytochrome-c synthase activity
Source: RefSeq, a predicted model, not a curated record